AUGGGUCUUUUUUGGAUUGCAAAUGGCGGAACCAAAUUUUCAAGGGAAUUCUGUUUUCGUUUUUUUUUCUUUUUUCUUUUUCGGAUUUAUUUCUAUCUUUUCUUCCCCUUGACCUUCUUUCUUUCUUUCUUUCUUUCUUUCUUUCUUUCUUUCGUUUAUUUUCUUCUACUUCAAUAUUUUUCCUUCGAUACCUCAUUUGAUUUCAUUCUCUUUUUUAAUUUUUUUAUCUCAUUUAUUCAAGUUUUCUUUCUUUUUACUUCUUCUUUGUUCACAUUUUAUGUUCUCUCUUUUUUAUUCUUUCUUUCUUCUCUUUUUCUUUCUUUCUUUCUUUUUUUCUUUAAUAUUUCAUUUAUCAAUUUAGCAUUUUUUCUUUCUUUUUCUUUCUUUAAUAUUUCACUUAUUUAUUCAGCCAUACUCUUUCUUUCUAUCUUUUUCUUUCUUUCUUUCUUUCUUUCUUUCAUAUUCCAUUUAGUCUCUUUCUUUAAUAUUUCUCUUUUCUUUCUUUCUUUCUUUCUUUCUUUCUUUCUUUCUUUCUUUCUUUCUUUCAGUAAUAUUUCAUUUAUUAAUUUAGCCUUUCUUUUUCUUUCUUUCUUUUUCUUUCUCCCUUUAAUAAUUCAUUUAUUAAUUUCUUUUCUCUACAUUCUAUUUCUUUUCUCUUUCUUUAAUAUUUUACUCAUUGACUUAGCCUCUCUUUCUUUCUUUCUUUCUUUCUUUCUUUCUUUCUUUCUUUCUUUCAGCAUUCCAUUUUUAUUUUUCUUGUUUCGCCUUCAAUCAACUCUACCUCGUUACCCCAUCUCACUCUUCGACCCUUUUAGAAUCUGA
Messenger RNA from Acanthosepion pharaonis, 822 nucleotides. NCBI's taxonomy places the organism in Eukaryota, Metazoa, Mollusca, Cephalopoda, Sepiida, Sepiidae. The record is from the annotation of a GenBank genome assembly.